Messenger RNA from Peromyscus leucopus (white-footed mouse), 1002 nucleotides. RefSeq names its product chromosome 8a C6orf120 homolog (gene C8AH6orf120). The record is from RefSeq and is a predicted model, not a curated record. Lineage: Eukaryota; Metazoa; Chordata; Mammalia; Rodentia; Cricetidae. The coding region runs from base 99 to 794 and encodes 231 amino acids. The transcript has 2 exons.
GCGGGAGUCCGUUCCCGAAAGCCCUCGCUUCUGGACUACCACACUUCCGGGCACUGCUUCUCUUCCGCCUGCCGGGCCGAGUUCCAUGUUGAGCCCGGAUGCUGCGGGUGCUGCGUGGCUUGCGGGGCGUGGCGUUGCACACAUCUUGGUCUGCCUGGACGAGCACCUUCGGUCAAGCCUGUCUUCCCGACACAGCGACUGCCGAUGAGGGAGUUCCCGAGUUGAGUGUCCCAGCGAUGGCUACUCCCUGGAGGUGCGCCCUGUUGAUGAUCCUGUUGUCCCAGGUGGUGACCCAGGUAAAAUGCAUGGAAGACGACGACGUCCCGGAGGAGUGGCUUCUUCUGCACGUGGUCCAGGGCCAGAUAGGAGCUGGGAAUUACAGCUACUUGCGGUUGAACCACGAGGGUAAAAUUAUUCUCAGGAUGCAGAGCCUCAGGGGGGAUGCGGACCUGUACGUGUCCGACAGCACUCUGCACCCAAGCUUCGACGAGUAUGAGCUGCAAUCGGUCACUUGCGGCCAGGAUGUGGUCUCUAUACCGGCGCACUUCCAGCGCCCGGUGGGGAUAGGAAUUUAUGGACACCCAUCACACCAUGAAAGCGACUUUGAGAUGAGGGUAUACUCUGACAGAACUGUGGAUCAGUACCCAUUUGGAGAGGCUGCCUAUUCUGCUGACCCUACAGGAGCCAGUCAGAACCAAGCUUAUGCUCCAGAGGAGUCAGCUCAAGAAGAGGAGUCGGUCCUCUGGACGAUAUUGAUUAGCAUUUUGAAAUUGGUGCUCGAAAUUCUCUUCUGAACCCUUAUCUGCACGGAGCAAUUAGUUUGCUGUGGACCUUGCUACUUGACCUGGUGAAAUUCUGGUUCCUUUUUCUAGACUAGGAUGGAAAAAUAAAGCCAUACAGUUUUGUUACCUCAAUUUACUCCCCAACAAGAAAAGCAGCAAGCACAAUAUUUUAGAGGUUAAAAUUCCUAUAAAAAGGAGUCUGCUCAAUAAAAUGUUUAAA